This is a messenger RNA of Aricia agestis (brown argus), 766 nucleotides long. RefSeq lists its product as uncharacterized. The transcript is spliced from 2 exons. Gene Ontology annotation, molecular function: DNA binding. The record is from RefSeq and is a predicted model, not a curated record. The coding region runs from base 84 to 692 and encodes 202 amino acids. NCBI's taxonomy places the organism in Eukaryota, Metazoa, Arthropoda, Insecta, Lepidoptera, Lycaenidae.
UUUUUUCUUUAGUUGCGUCACAACUGUCGCCGCGAGUAUUCUUGUCGCUUGUCGCUAGUGCAAUCAUUACCAAUUAUUAUACUAUGACUAGUGAAAAAUUAAGCUCGCAGAAGGUAAAAAAGUUGAUAAAUUGUGUAAUGCCGCGUCGAUAUUUGUGGGAUUUAGAAGACAGUAAUUACAAAGACAAGCGUAUGGUCGCGAAAGGUUGGAACGAAGUUGCCGAAGAGAUGAAAAUGCCAAUGCAAAUGAUUCGGAAUAAAUGGAAAAACUUGAGAGACAUGUACAACCGGGAGCUGCGGAAGUCGCCCGGCCUAGCUAGUCCAGAAGAGUACAAGGGACGUUGGAAAUAUUUCAGGAGCCUCUCCUUCCUGCUCAAGCCUUGGGAACCCAUAGAGACGCAAUAUCUGCAUGACGUGAUGGACACGAGCUACGACGAGGAUGACAAAGCUUUCAUCAUCAAAGUUGGCCCCGGCCACGUCGGAAACGGUGACUCGUCUGACAGGCACGACGAUGACUUCGACGAUGAUUCCGAGCCGCAAACUAAAAAAACUAAGUCAGACGACGAUGAUGAUGAUUAUGACAUCAUGUUUUUAAAAUCCCUCGCCCCCUACAUGAGAUCGCUCAGCCCAGUUCGAAAGUUACAAGUUAGGAACCAAAUACAGGAAAUUUUCUUGGAAAAAAUUAAAAAAUAAAAUCCGAAUAAUCUGUAUUUUAAAUUAAGUAUUUUAAGUACUUACUGAUAUUAGGUAUGUAUAAAAUAGGAAUA